Cladophialophora psammophila CBS 110553 is the source of this 2844-nucleotide messenger RNA. RefSeq lists its product as uncharacterized. The record is from RefSeq and is a predicted model, not a curated record. Gene Ontology annotation, molecular function: protein binding. The coding region runs from base 1 to 2844 and encodes 947 amino acids. Gene Ontology annotation, biological process: establishment or maintenance of actin cytoskeleton polarity. Lineage: Eukaryota; Fungi; Ascomycota; Eurotiomycetes; Chaetothyriales; Herpotrichiellaceae. Gene Ontology annotation, cellular component: microtubule cytoskeleton; cell tip. The transcript is spliced from 4 exons.
AUGACCACCUUGAAGCCACAGCUUGUCAGAGCUGAUACCCUUGAUUUGCAAGAUCACACCUCGCCAUCUGCGAAAGACCACUCGAGACAACCCGCCCACCCUUCACCAUUUGGUUAUGGCCCUGCCGCUCCACAUCAAGCCCAGACGUUGAGGCAUGCCGAGCAAGAAUCAUAUCAGGAACAACACACUAGUCCCAGGGCCUCAGAAGACAGAGCCAAUGGAGGGUUUCAGCAGUCGGACCAACAUUUCUACGAUGACCUAGAUGACGACCGAGACGAAGAUCUCCCAAACCCCCAAAAUGCAACGAAUGGAGUUGGAUACCAUGGGCAGGACCUGGAUGACGCGGAUGGUGGGGACUCCCAUGAUGAGGAUAUGGACGACGACUUGCUGGACAAAAUCUCGAGUUCCCCUUCGAUUGAAGAUGGUAAAUACUCCCUUCCCCCAUGGCCGCCCCGGGUCGAUUCUGUGGAUUCCGAAGCUUCCCCGGCUUCUCCAUCGACGCCGACUCAAGGCAAUCCCUUAUCUUCAUCACCAUUCUCUUCUACACCCGACCAUUUCCCUCUACAUCCAUCGCAAUUGUUUCACGCGGCAAGUCAUCAUGGUGAGUACAUCGAGGACCUGGGUCAAGCGAGAUCAGGUCGAGACUUUGUGGGUGAGCGGUCAAACCCCCGUGAGAUCUCAUCACCCACGCUAGGACUGGGCUUGGCAGCAUCGCAGACCCGUCUUCCACUGUCCGAAUCCCAGGAAUUUCGGCGAUACUUGUUACCUCUUGACGAUCCACUCUUAGCCGGCACGGUGGAGGACUACGGCGACGAAUUUUCCUUUGACGAGGAUGAUGAGUGGGAAGACGAAGAACCUUGCCUGCCCCGGCUUGAGGAAAGUUCUGAUGAUGACACCGAUGAAUUUCAAUUUUCUCUCGACGACCGCUUCAUAGACUCCGGUUGGGGAGGAGAAUGCUUACGAGAAAUAGAGGAUAUUGAUUUCGAGUUUGUGUAUGCACUGCACACUUUUGUCGCGACGGUUGAAGGACAAGCCAACGCUACAAAGGGCGACACUAUGGUGUUGCUCGAUGAUAGCAACAGUUAUUGGUGGCUUGUUCGGGUUGUGAAAGAUAGCAGCAUCGGCUAUCUUCCCGCCGAACAUAUUGAAACCCCGACCGAACGACUGGCCCGACUCAACAAGCACAGAAAUGUGGAUUUAUCCGCUCGAAUGCUGGGGGAUAACCCCGAAAAAUCGAAGAAUCCGCUGAAAAAGGCUAUGCGGCGAAGAAACGCGAAAACAGUCCAGUUUGCACCCCCCACUUAUUACGAGCCUUCAGAUUAUGAGUACUCUGAUGAGGAGGAGGAAGGCGAAGAGGGUCAGCAUGACCAGAUUGGAAUGGACAAUUCUGAUGACGGGGAUAAUGCUGAAGACCAGCAAGAGGCUUCUGCAACUUCGGCUGAGCCUCAGGAACCACAAGAAUCCGUCGCAGCCAAUGGUAUUCAGCGGGUUACCAGUAACGACAGCUUGAAGAAUGAAUCAGCCUCAAGCCCUGUCAAGGGUCAACAGUCACAGUCUAGCUCAGAACAGAGGCAGACUGACGAACCCGUUCAGCGGUCUAGGAAAGGGGUCGUGAGAAAUACCGAUUCGUUCUUUAAGGACGACACGGUCGAGACGAAGAAGAUCUCUCUAACACCCCGGCUAUUGCGAGGUGAUUCCGACUCUGGUGGAUCCAUAGAACAGGAAGUCCGCCAACGUCUAAGCUUGGAGACUCUCGAUAAAAUAGUCGGGGCGGACGACAAAUCUAAGGAUAAAAAGAAGGAGAAAAAGGGCAUGCUUAGUGGGUUCUUCAAGCGAAAGAAGGGCAGCUCACAGGAAGAAAGCGAAAAGACUAUCGAGGAUCCUCGUCAAUCUCCGGGAUCGAAAGACUCGGUCGAGUCCUUGACCAUGAAACCUGAAACCGGCCCGGAACGCAGGCCGAGCAAGUUGCAAAAGGCACCACCAGGCACGUCACCGAAGGCGUCGCCGACCGAGGCAAGACCUCCGCAACAGUCGCUGGGACAAGCACCUCCAGCCCCGAGUGGCCCUGCGCCUGAACCGUCAACAGUCCGCAGAGUCGAAUCCGACAGCCAACAGCCCGAGGCGUCGGCGCAAUCUCAGCCCGCACAAGUCAAUCGCUUCCCGUCCCUUACCGAAAAGAGGACGAUUUUAUCGCCAGCCACGACUGCAAUGAAGUCUACUCCUUCGACGAGUCCAGAUGGCGGUUCCCCGUCCAAGCCGAUUUAUGCAAAGCGAGCAAAAGAGCGCUUUGCGAUAGACGAAAGCGAUUCGGAGACAGACGACAAGACUGCAAAAGCGGAUGAACAGGGUCGCCGGAGCGUUUCCCCCGCCACCGAGUUACAAAGGUCGCAGCCUCGAUCAGACUCUGCUAUGCAAGCUUUGUCCACUGCAGCCGUAGCAUCUGGAAGGUUCGGGGACGGUAAAUUUCAACCUCAACCGCCGGCAGUUUCGAGUUCGUCUCCCCUACCACAGGAGGCAAACCCAUUAGAGUCGGAUGGGACUGCUAGCACGUCGAAGCCAUCACCUUCGACUACGACACAUACACCAUCAACUUCUAGGUCGACACCCACGUGGUCAGAUGCAUCGUUGAGAUCAUACAUGGAAAACAGUCAAGACAUCAAAGACCUUCUGAUAAUUGUGCAUGAUAAAUCGAACGUCACGCCAGCGGGCCCGGACCACCCCUUUAUGCACAACCUCUUCUUAGAUGAGCGGACGAAACUGGCUGAGAUGCAGUCACAGCUCGACACCAUGCUGAUGUCCUGGAUAUCGAAGAAGAACGCCAACAUAAUGCCUACAACGACUUGA